GAAUGAAUGGGGAUGCACCCCGUAACGUGAACACACCGCUGCCCGCGGAGAGUUGCCCCUUUCAAGGCCAGGCCGUGCUGCGGCCCUGCCCGCGGCCGCCGCGAUCGCGCCGGGGGUCGCGUCCCGCCCGUCGGUGCCGCCCCGUCCUCACGCCUCCGGCGACCUCCCACCGCCAGGGGGCGCGCGUCACCUCAGCGAAGGCGCGCCGCGCUCUCUCUCCUCUCCGGCCAAUCAGCGCGCAGCGUUUCGGCGGGAAGGCGGAAGGCGGAAGUGGCGCUCCCGGGGGCGCGGCCAUGGCGGAGGCGCGGCCGCUGCGGCUGCUGGCGCUGCACGGGUACCGGCAGAGCGCCCGCCGCCUCCGCCAGCGCACCGGCGCGCUCCGCAAGGCCCUGCGCGGCCGCGCCGAGCUGGUGGCCAUCGACGCGCCGCACCCCUUGCCCGCCGGCGCCGAGGACGACCCCGACGGGGACGAUCCCCCCCGCGGCUGGUGGUUCUCUGGGCCCGGCACGUUCGAGGCGGGGGAAGCGGCGGCAGCUCCGGUGGGGCUGGAGGAGUCUCUGUCCGCCGUGGCGGCGGCGCUGGCGGAGCACGGGCCCUUCGACGGGCUGCUGGGCUUCAGCCAGGGCGCGGCGCUGGCCGCUAUGGUGUGCGCCCUGCGGGCCCGCGGCGACCCGCGCUUCCCGGUGGCCUUCGCCGUGCUGGUGGCCGGGUUCGCCAGCCGCGCCCCGGCACACGGACACUUCUACCGGGAGCCCAUCGCCCUGCCCACGCUGCACAUCGUGGGGGACACCGACGCCGUCAUCGCGGCACCCCUCAGCAGGGAGCUGGCGCAGUGCUUCGUGGAGCCGGUUGUCCUCACGCACCCCGGCGGGCACUUCAUCCCCGCGGCUGCGGCGCAGAAGAAAGCCUACCUGGAAUUCUUGGAACGGUUCUGCCCCGCGCAGCGCCAGGCUGAGCGCGCAGGGGCUGGGGAGGUUUGAGAACGGGCUCUGUAAUAAAAAGGGGUCUGGUGAGCCAGGUGCAGCCACCCGUCCUGUGAAGCAUCACUGUUUCCAUGCCUCCAGAGGGAUCAGAGAACAGCUCGCUGCACACUCUGCUCUUCAGUGUACACCCAGGCCAGGCUAAAUGGUUCUUUUUCCCCUUUCUUUUUCAGCUUUGUUGUAUACAUGAGUAUAUAAUACAGAUAUAUAUAUAAAA
Molecule: messenger RNA, 1197 nt
Organism: Corvus hawaiiensis (hawaiian crow)
Lineage: Eukaryota; Metazoa; Chordata; Aves; Passeriformes; Corvidae
Gene: OVCA2
Product: OVCA2 serine hydrolase domain containing
Exons: 1
Coding region: 3-980 (325 amino acids)
Biological process (GO): response to retinoic acid
Cellular component (GO): cytoplasm; nucleus
Source: RefSeq, a predicted model, not a curated record